Molecule: messenger RNA, 715 nt
Organism: Triplophysa rosa
Lineage: Eukaryota; Metazoa; Chordata; Actinopteri; Cypriniformes; Nemacheilidae
Exons: 3
Coding region: 239-568 (109 amino acids)
Source: RefSeq, a predicted model, not a curated record
UUUUGGUCGUAUCAUUUAUGUUAAUAAUUAAUUCAAUCAUAAAUCAUUCCAUAUAUUUGUAGGCUAGGCUCAUUUGCUUCUGCAUCACAUUCUAGGUGUGUGUGCCGACCUGCAGUACUGUGUGGGGUUCUGUGCCGGAGACAGAGUAUUGCGCACGUGGAACCUCUCAUCCAGAAAAAAUGACCAAACACUUAUAUACAAUGUGCACAAAGUGCACAGUGAUGGCACAAGAGAGAUCAUGCCAACGCAGAAACAUCCCAGGUAUGUGGUGUGUCAAAGUACCCGCCCUGGUACUGUGAGAAUAUGGAAUGUGGCACGAGUGCGAUUCAAGGGUCGUCCUGUACAAGUUGAGCACGGUCUGUUCUCAAGUGCAGACAUCGCUCUAGUGCGAGACACCCCUACAUACCAGCUCUCGUUGGCGUCCCGGACCUCCCAGCUCUUCUCACCCCGGCAUCUCUUCUACUGCGGUCGCCGCUCUCAUCUCAGGUCGGCCGGCGGGUCGAGGCUUCUCCCCUCCGUGUGUGUUCCCUUCGUGGGUCAUGAACUUCCGGACUGUGUCUACUGCUGAUUCUCCCGUGAGUGCCGUUGGGUCGAGUCCUCUCCCCGCGGCCUCUCGUGGUUCUCGAGGGCCAAACUGGUCCGGAUUUCCCAAGGUGGUUUUGUUCUUCCGUAAAUCCUGGUGGGUUGAGUCCCCCUCACCCCGGGCUUACGAGGU